AUACCGGUGUCAUUGUUACCGUGCUGCCGUUGGGUGUUUUCGCGCAUUGCGAGUUUUUCAUCAUCUAGACGGUCGCUGUGCGACGCAAAGAUCUUACAUACGAAAUUUUACGGCGUCGCGUGUCAACAAAAUCAAAUAACCAAACAUUAUGCUCUCCUCAAUAUUAAUAGCCGUGGUCGCCUCGACAUUGGCAACAGCACAUACAGUCAUUACUUAUCCAGGAUGGCGAGGAGAUAAUCUUAUUCAGAAUUCGUCAUUCCCAUAUGGCAUGCAAUGGACUUAUCCAUGUGGCGGCAUACCAUUAACAACAAAUAGGUCGUAUUGGCCGACUACCGGUGGUGCUGUCGCAUUUCAACCAGGUUGGUUUCAAGGACAUCAGACUGCGUUCCUCUACAUAAAUCUCGGCUUUGGGACCGAUGGCCCAGAUCACGGGCCGGCGAACAUGUCCUUUCCGAUGAUUUCUCCCUUUCAACUUCUCGGUCCUUCAAAAGGCCCAUAUCCCGGUACCGUCUGCUUGCCGCAAGUCCCACUACCGACCAAUAUGUCCUUUAAUGCCGGGGAUAACGCGACGAUACAAGUUGUCGAGAUAGCGCAACACGGAGCUGCCCUAUUUUCGUGUGCCGACAUCACAUUCGCCGAACCGGGCGACGAGAGAAUCGCUAAGGUCAACGAAUCCAAUUGUUUUAAUAGUACGGACCUCGGUUUCGCUGAGAUCUACACCAUUACAACACAAGAGAUCGGUGCCGCAGCCAACAUGACGACCAGCAGCGCAGCUAGUUUCUGGUACCGGACUUCUUCCGCUUGGAGCUGGCUAGGCUUCCUGCCCGUGACCAUGUGUUCUCUAUGGUUCUUGUUAUAGAUUCCAAUGGAACAUCCCAAGCCGCGAUGACGAGACGAUGGGAAUGGUUAGGGUAACGAAGUUUCUUUUUUUGAGUCGAUCACUGUAUCUAUAUAUACCACUUAGCAUCUCGAAUUGGCGUAUAAGGCGAAUGAAUGGGUGCUUUUGUCUGGGCGCUGAUAAGCGGAUGGCUGGGCCUUAUAAUUAUGGGAAUAAAGGAGAGAUUCGAGUCUCCUUUCUAGGUAGCUAUACUACCUAUCAUCCCUCGGCGGAUGUUCCAUAGAAUAUUAACAUACCUAGGUAGCUUUGAGAUUUUUGGAAAAAAAUUCAAUGGGUACCAAGAUAACCCGUGUAUGAAUGCAAUACGUCCCCACGAAAAGCUGCUACGUAACGUCCGUGACUAAUUCGUUAAUGCCUAUGUUGAAACACGACCUUGGGCGUAUCUGAAUUACUUGGUUGCACUUAAGUGGUGUGCCUUAUACGUAUAUAGGAGCGUGGGUUUUGCACGUCGGUUGGUGACGCAACUCGUCAGAAGAGGCGCUUAAGGCAUGCUCCAGAAGCCCCUGAAACUGGCAUAUCACUCAUUCAAGA
Molecule: messenger RNA, 1429 nt
Organism: Hypoxylon trugodes
Lineage: Eukaryota; Fungi; Ascomycota; Sordariomycetes; Xylariales; Hypoxylaceae
Exons: 3
Coding region: 149-859 (236 amino acids)
Source: RefSeq, a predicted model, not a curated record